This is a messenger RNA of Arachis stenosperma, 936 nucleotides long. RefSeq names its product probable pterin-4-alpha-carbinolamine dehydratase, chloroplastic. Lineage: Eukaryota; Viridiplantae; Streptophyta; Magnoliopsida; Fabales; Fabaceae. The record is from RefSeq and is a predicted model, not a curated record. Gene Ontology annotation, molecular function: 4-alpha-hydroxytetrahydrobiopterin dehydratase activity. Gene Ontology annotation, cellular component: plastid. Gene Ontology annotation, biological process: tetrahydrobiopterin biosynthetic process. The transcript has 3 exons. The coding region runs from base 71 to 715 and encodes 214 amino acids.
AUCCUUCUCCUUAUCCAACGAAAUUAAGCACAACACACACCACCACCGAGUCAAACUCGUAGAUACAGAUAUGGCCACUUCAAACCUUGUCUUCCCUCUUCUCCACCCAAUCAACCCCCGUUUCCUUCACAACCCCUCACCACAACGCUUCCCUCUCUCUCCAAACGCCUUCUCUUCUUCUUCUUCUUCGCUCGUAGCAACUCGCGCUUUUAACACCAACGAGUUCUUGGGCGAUUUCGGUGCCAGAGACCCUUUUCCCGCGGAAUUGGAGAGUGGUUUUGGUGAGAAAGUCAUUGGAAACGUUGACAGUGAGCACAAGAUCCUCAUUCCCAAUAUCUCCGCUCUCUCUCUCUCACAGCAACAAUGCACUCCUAUUUCUCCUCUUCAAUCUCCUAUGUCUGAAGAAGAUAUUCAGAAGCUUGUAAGAAAGGUUGUGGGUUGGAGACUAUUGAAGGAGGAAGGUGGAUUUAAGCUUCAAUGCUUGUGGAAAUUGAGAGAUUUUAAAUGCGGAGUUGAACUCAUUAACAGAAUCUCUAAAGUAGCAGAGCAUGCUGGCCAUUUCCCAAGUAUUCACUUGGAACAACCCAAUCAAGUUAGAGCAGAACUAUGGACAGCUUCCAUUGGGGGAUUGAGCAUGAACGAUUUCAUUGUAGCAGCAAAGAUAGAUGAGAUAAAGACAUCAGAUCUUGCACCAAAGAAAAGAAUUUGGGCAUAAUGUGUCCAAUAAUUAACUCAAUGGAACAUUUUGCCACUAUUCUUGAAGAGAGAGUUACCAUUAAUUUGCGUUAUUUCAAGAAAUGUAUUAUUCUUUUCGCUUAUUUCAAAGGAUGUAAUUAAGGAUCUUCUCUUUGUCUUGCCCCCAAUUGUUAUCUUAUUCUCCUCAUUGUCUCAUUCUGAUAAAUUCCUUUCUUAAUGGCAACACCACCUUGUGGAUCA